Fundulus heteroclitus (mummichog) is the source of this 1091-nucleotide messenger RNA. Its product is annotated as interferon-induced protein 44-like. Bases 1 to 846 code for a protein of 281 amino acids. NCBI's taxonomy places the organism in Eukaryota, Metazoa, Chordata, Actinopteri, Cyprinodontiformes, Fundulidae. Gene Ontology annotation, molecular function: GTP binding. The record is from RefSeq and is a predicted model, not a curated record. The transcript has 6 exons.
AUGGUCGAUAACCUGCAAAAGACAGAACUAAGGGAUGUACUUUCUGUUCCCAGUAAAGUACAGGAGGAUCGUCAAUAUGUGCAGGAAUACAAGCCCGCAAAAGAUGACAUCAGGUACCUUCGAGUCCUCCUGUACGGACCUGUUGGUGCUGGGAAGUCCAGUUUAAUCAACUCUGUCAGUAACGUAUUUCGGGGCCGGGUAUCAUCUCCUGCUUUGACCAGUGCCACCCUCUCCAACCAAAGCUUCACCACAACGUAUCAGACUCAUAAAUUCAUCGAAGGACAAGGAAGCUCAAAGACAAUUUACCCUGUGGUCUUCAUCGACAUGAUGGGUCUGGAAGAGGGGGACAACAGAGGAGUUCAUGAAAAUGACAUCAAGCUGGCUUUACAAGGACAUGUAAAGGAGGGUCACAAGUUCAACCCAGUUUCUCCACUAACUCAACGUGACCCAGGCUACAACCCGACCCCCUCUGCUGAUGACAAAGUCCAUGUGCUGGUCUGUGUGAUCUCUGCCAACGCAUUACAGAUUAAAUCAUCAAUUCUGCAGAAGAUGAAGAACGUCAGAGAAACAGCCAGUGAGCUGGGAAUUCCUCAAAUAGCCAUAAUGACUAACAUUGAUGGACUCUGCGGUGAAAUUCAAAAAGACCUGAAAAAUGUGUACAUGAGCAAGCUCGUGGAAAAAAAGAUGAAAGACUUUAGUGCAGCAGUGGGAAUCCCAAUGAACUGCAUCUUUCCUGUGAAGAACUACAGCCAUGAAAUCGACCUGAAAGAUGAUGUCGAUACUCUGACCCUGAGCGCCCUGCGGAAAAUGAUCGACUUUGGAGACGACUUUAUUGAGAAGAUUUAAACAGACAUUAAUAGGAACCACUGAGGAGGGAGAGGUUCAGUUACAUUUACAGUGUUUCCUUAGGAAACAGAAAGCUACAGUAAAUUUGCAUUAAGUUAGGUCUUUUGAAUGAAAUUAAGCAGACAAAAAAGUUGGUUGUGUUGUAAGGUGAUUUCAUAUGUUAUUAAAAGAGUACAGAGUAACAGGACAAUUUAUCAUCUUUUAAACGGGCAGAAAAACAGGUAAUGAGAUUUUGAUGUAAGAGG